Messenger RNA from Phyllopteryx taeniolatus (common seadragon), 4587 nucleotides. Its product is annotated as oocyte zinc finger protein XlCOF6-like. Gene Ontology annotation, biological process: regulation of transcription by RNA polymerase II. Gene Ontology annotation, molecular function: 2-oxoglutarate-dependent dioxygenase activity; RNA polymerase II cis-regulatory region sequence-specific DNA binding; methyltransferase activity. The transcript has 3 exons. Bases 267 to 2756 code for a protein of 829 amino acids. The record is from RefSeq and is a predicted model, not a curated record. Gene Ontology annotation, cellular component: nucleus. Lineage: Eukaryota; Metazoa; Chordata; Actinopteri; Syngnathiformes; Syngnathidae.
CAAAGUCGUCGGCGCAUUCCACGCGUGUGUGGACGGCAAGGAAAGCAAAAAAUGUUUGUCUCUUUUUUUUUUUGAAUGGCGUAUAUUGAUAGCAUACGCUUUAGCGGUAACAAAACAGUCAAGUUCAUGAACAUUGGUUAAGAAAUGAGAAAGUUACGACUAAAUUGUAGUGUUUUGUAUUGCAUUAUACGGGAACGACGACCUUCCCAACAUGGCCGCCACUAGGCACGUUGGUUCGCCGGACUGCUGCGACGGCGCGCUGUCGUAUGGAGUCUUCCUAUCUAUGGACGACACUCGUCUCGACCGUAACCACACGCUGCACGAAAAAGUCCCGAAUUUGGACCGAACGUGCUGAAUCCCACGCGAAAAUGUGCGCGAGGAGGACGGCGGCGUACGAGGAGGAACUUCGGGGCCCGAAAGAGGAGGAGGAGCCAAAAGGUCAACGACCGGACGCCGCGUUCGAUCUGCGGCCUCCAACUGCGCCGCGCAGAGCAGACAUCACUGAGGAUCUUCGUCCUGAGCGGCAGGAGCCAGAGCCCCCUCGCAUUAAAGAGGAAGUGGAGGACGAAGUGGUCCACCACAUCAAAGAAGAAGAGACAUCGGAGCCCACUCCCAUUAAAAAAGAGGAUGCGGAAGAGCACCCCCAUAGCAAACGUGAAGCAGAGGAGGACAACACCAAGUUUCCAUGGACUGGUGUCCCUUUGAAGAGUGAAGAUGAAGGCCAAAGUGAGGAGAGCGGAGGGGCGGAGCCACCAAGCAGCAGCUCAAGUCAACACAUGACGACAGAAGGUGAUGGAGACCCCUGCGGAGGAUCACAACCAGACGGACUCUUUGCUCCACUAUCAGAUAGUGACGACAUGACGUCGCACUCUACUCACACUGAUGAUGAUGAUGAAGAUGAUGAACAGUCGGAAGGUGAUCUGACAUGUCACGCUGACAACAAACAAUGGAAAUGUUCUCAGUGUGGGAAAACAUUUGCUUAUAAGAGCAUUUUGAAACAACAUGUGAGAACCCACACUGGAGAAAAGCCUUUUGCCUGCUCAGUUUGUGGUCUAAGAUUCUCGAGGAAGGAAAGCUUAAAAAGACACACAAGAACCCACACUGGCGAGAAACCUUUUUCCUGCUCAGUUUGCGGUCAAAGAUUCUCUGAAACGGGACACUUAAAAAUACACACAAGAACCCACACUGGCGAGAAACCUUUUUCCUGCUCAGUUUGCGGUCUAAGAUUCUCUGAAACGGGACACUUAAAAAGACACACAAGAACCCACACUGGCGAGAAACCUUUUUCCUGCUCAGUUUGCGGUCAAAGAUUCUCUGAAACGGGACACUUAAAAUUACACACAAGAACCCACACUGGUGAGAAACCUUUUUCUUGUUCAGUUUGCAGUAAAAGAUUCACCCGGAAGGGAGAUUUAAAAAUGCACACGAGAACCCACACUGGCGAGAAACCCUUUUCCUGCUCAGAUUGUGGCCAAAGAUUCUCUAUGAAGGGACACUUAAAAUUACACACAAGAACACACACUGGUGAGAAACCUUUUUCUUGUUCAUUUUGCAGUAAAAGAUUCACUCAGAAGGGACAGUUAAAAAGACACACCAGAACCCACACUGGCGAAAAACCUUUUUCCUGCUCAGAUUGUGGCCAAAGAUUCUCUAUGAAGGGACACUUAAAAAUACACACGAGAACCCACACUGGUGAGAAACCUUUUUCUUGUUCAUUUUGCAGUAAAAGAUUCAUUCAGAAGGGAGAUUUAAAAAAACACACCAGAACCCACACUGGUGAGAAACCUUUUUCCUGCACAGUGUGUGGGAGAACAUUCACUCAGAAGACAUACUUAAAAAGACAUACAAAAAGCCACACUGGUGACAAACCGUUUUCCUGUUCAGUUUGUGGUCAAAGUUUCUCUGUGAAAGGAAACUUAAAAAAACACACAAGAACCCACACUGGUGAGAAACCUUUUUCUUGCUCUGAUUGUGGCCAAAGAUUUUCUGAAAAGGGAAGCUUAAAAAAACACACAAGGACACACACUGGUGAGAAACCUUUUUCCUGCACAGUUUGUGGUCAAAGAUUCUCUGUCAAGGGGAGCUUAAAAAUACACACAAGAACGCACACUGGUGAAAAACCUUUUGCCUGCUCAGUUUGUGGCCAAAGAUUCUGUGUGAAGGAAAGCUUAAAAUUCCACACAAGAACCCACACUGGAGAGAAACCUUUUCCCUGCUCAGUUUGUGGUAAAAGAUUCAGUCACAAGGGAGUUUUAAAAAUACACACACGAACCCACACUGGUGAGAAACCUUUUUCCUGCACAGUUUGUGGUCAAAGAUUCUCUGAAAAGGGAAAUUUAAUAAAACACACAAGAAUCCACACUGGAGAGAAACCUUUUUCCUGUUCAGUUUGCGGUCAAAAAUUCACUCAGAAGGGAAACUUAACAGAACACACAAGAACCCACACGGGUGAGAAACCUUUUUCCUGCACAGUUUGUGGUCAAAGAUUCUCUGUGAAGGGACACUUAAAAAUACACACAACAAGCCACACUGGCGAGAAACCUUUUUCCUGCUCAGAUUGUGGCCGAAGAUUCACUCGGAAGGGACACUUAAAAAGACACACAAGAACACACACUGGUGAGAAACCGUUUUCCUGCUCAGUUUGUGGCCAAAGAUUCUCUUAUAAGGAUCAGGCUAAGACACACAAGUGUCCUGGUGAGAAUAAAAGUGAUCAAGAUGCUUUUAAUGAAAAUGUCAACGUUGAAUCUAAAAAGUAAUGACUAUGUUACUGAUUUACAAAAAUCGAGCUUCUUGUAUUCUGUGUACCAGAUUGUAUUCUAUCUUCUUCUUGUUCAUAUAUUUUCUAAAAGCCUCCAGCAGGCUAGUGUUGAAAAUUAGCACUGGUGCCAAAAUACUAGUUAAAGGUGAGAACAUGGGCACUAAUUCCAUAGUUCUGGACUCAUAAAUGAGGUCUUCAGAAAACGAGCCCUCCAAAAUAGACUCAGUAGUAAUUUUAGAAUCACUUUCUGAUUAAAUAUUUAAUUUUCAGCCAUAUUAUGUCACAUGACACAUCACGAGCGGGAGCCAAUUACAUUUCCUCAUUGAACUUCUGUUUUCUAUGGUGUCAUUUUUGUCCAUGUUGAAAGUCUGGGUGAAUGUUUUCGAACAGUAAUGAAUGAAAAUGCUGAUAGUGAAAUACGUCGGAAGGCUUGUAGACGAGUGAAGAACCAAGAGAGCAGAAAUAACACGAAAGCGAGAGAAGGCGGGAGUCAGGGGUUAAGUGCCCCGGGGGCGUGACAAAGAGGACCAGACAAGACCACACCCAUCAGUUUGAAUCUCGUCUAUAAUUAUUGAUAAGUGUGGUGUAAAGAUCAUAUCUUAAUUCUCAAAAUCUCGUAAUUGCGCUUGUAGAGUUGACACAGUGACACAGACAUCCAGGCGUACAUUUGGAAUAAUUCUGCAGAGUUCGUCAAAUAUCAAAACAGACAUUUAUCCUCGGUUAAACAUCAAAUGAGAGCUAACGGGUUGCGGUUGCUCUCGACGCCGGCGGGUGUCGCCUUGUCCCAGCAUGUGUUCCGAUUUAGAGACAGGUGGUCCGGUGGAAAUAUCCGGGGGCCUUUGAUGCUUGGGAGUUCAGACUUGGAGGGUAGAUGUCAAUUAGUUUAGGGUCCACGAGGGGUCUCCUCGGGGCAGUCGCUCAAUUUUGAAUUGAUUGCACCACAGAUGUAUCGUAUGUGUGUGUGUAUAUAUAUAUAAAUGUACGAAUAGAUCACAAAGGCCUUUCUGUAGGUGGCAUUUUGUGACAGACGUGGACUUUGGGCGGCUGUCGUGACAUCGGAUGAUCGGUCUCCCGGCCGAACGUGUUACGUCGCUUUAUGUCUUGAAAUUGCAGUUGAACUGAUUUGAUCUCAUCCAUAUAAUCUAAAAAAAAAUGGACUGAUUGCUGUCAUAUUUUCAGAGGUCGAAGCUGCCAAGAGUAAAGAUGUCCGCAGAAAUGAUGGUGAUGAUUGUUGACAGUUUUUGGGUAUUACAUAAAUCAGAAUCAGAAUCAUCUUUAUUGUUUUAGUGAUGUCAAUAUCAAAUAAGUGAGUGAUUGAUUGAAAUAAGACUUAAAAGAAACUUUGACUCUUGGUGGUGAACUGCAAAGUGUAUUUGUAAUCCUUAUUAAAAUACACUCAUUUAAACAGUGACGGUGAUUCGAUUUGCUUGUGUAUCAAAUAAAUGUCCCCCAUUAAAAAGAAGUGAAAUGUCUUUCAUCCAUUGGAAACCCUCCAAAGCAAAAAAUGGCCCAAACGACGAGGCCUAAGUGGAAAGACUGCAAAUUAGGUCACAAGCAGACGGCCUCUUUGCUCCGCCAUCAGACAGUGACGACAUGACGUCGCACUCUCCUCACACUGAUGAAGAUGAUGAUGAUAAAAAGUCUGAAGGGGAUAUGACAUGUCACACUGACAACAAACGAUGGAAAUGUUCUCAGUCUGGGGAAAGCAAAGCACACAUGAGACGACACUGGAGACAAAGCUUUUGCCUGUUCAGAUUGCGGUCAAAGAUUCUCGACUAAAUAUUGCCUUUUCGUGCUAAACUGAUAAUAAUAAAAUACACUUCUUCUUC